This is a messenger RNA of Ustilago hordei, 2637 nucleotides long. RefSeq lists its product as uncharacterized. The record is from RefSeq and is a predicted model, not a curated record. Lineage: Eukaryota; Fungi; Basidiomycota; Ustilaginomycetes; Ustilaginales; Ustilaginaceae. Gene Ontology annotation, biological process: protection from non-homologous end joining at telomere; double-strand break repair via nonhomologous end joining; interstrand cross-link repair. Bases 1 to 2637 code for a protein of 878 amino acids. The transcript has a single exon. Gene Ontology annotation, molecular function: 5'-3' DNA exonuclease activity; damaged DNA binding.
AUGGCUCCAUCGCCAGUAGCUUCUCCGACGAAGCGGAGAAAGCUCGCUUCGACGAGUCCCACUAAGCAAGUAAGCCCCAACGGCUCAGCUCAAGCGUCUCUCCUAUCCUUCUUCGGUAAUGGAUCUCCAACUGCAUCGUCACCAGCAACCGCCAACCCGCCAAAACGCACACCAUCCGAUUCCCAGCUUGAAAAUGCAGGCCUGACUUGCACUUUUAGUCAAGCUGAGACCAAGGCGCAACGGACUGCCGACUGUCCUAUCUGCUGCAGAAAGGUCCCCUUUAACACAGUACAAGCACACGUCAACGCCUGCCUCGAUGCCGCCGACUCAAUUACUGCCGAGCCAGAGGUGCUGAGAGAUUGUGUUAAUGAGCAGCGGAUCAAGCCUCACGACGAAGCCGUUCGGAGGCAGUCGUGUUCUCCAGCAUCCACACCCUUCGCUCCCUCACUGACCAAGGACACUCCUGCCGAGACUACUGCACCACCACAGCUUACCAAGCUCACAUCAAUAUCCGAGCUUGCUUCGACACUAGAUGCCAGAGUUGCCCCGACGAACAUCUCUGAGCAAAGCUCAAAUGCCUCACCCGCACGGCAACCUGGAAGAACACCAUCAUCGUUCCUCUCUUCCGCCAAGCGUGCAGCCUCUUCCGCAUUCACAGUCUUGAUGAAGUCGCAUUCUGAAUCCAAGCAGUGGGCCACAGCAGAUGCAGUUGAGGCUGCCAACUAUCGCGGAAAGGCGAGAUCGAGACCCGAAGCGCGCACUGCUCCCUUCUACAAAGCGCUCGAAGGCAUGCCUCUCACCGUCGACGCUUUCCGCUUUGGCAAGAUCGAAGGCUGCCGCGGCUACUUUCUCACCCACUUCCACAGUGACCACUACGGUGGCAUGACUGCCAAUUGGAAUCAUGGUCCAAUCUACUGCAGUGUUACUACAGCGAAUCUGUGUCGCACACAUCUCGGCGUUGAUCCGCAGUGGUUGAGACCGCUACCGAUGGAAGUUGCUGUGCCUGUUCCUGACAGCGGCGGCGUCAUGGUCACCUGCAUCGAAGCAAAUCACUGUCCAGGCUCGUGCCUGUUUCUUUUUGAGGGUCCGCAGACCUGUCAGCUCCUGUCACGUAACCAUGCAACUCCAUACAUUGGCACAGGAAAGAUCUUCCGCUAUUUGCACUGUGGCGACUUCCGCGCCAGUCCUGUUCACACCAAUCAUCCGUCAAUAGUGGGCAAGAAGCUCGAUAUCAUCUAUCUCGAUACGACGUACUGCAACCCGCGCUACUGUUUCCCAGCUCAAGACCAGGUCAUUGAGGCUUGCGCAGAACUGGUCAGGCAGAUCGUACCAGAAGCGCAGCUGGAAGCCAAUCGUGCUGCCAAGAUGGAAGAGCUGGAAGCCGGCGAAGAAGGGCGAGAGGAUUGGACUCAGGCGCCACCACGCAAAGGCAAGAACAGCGUUGAUACUGAUUCUGCAUCUGCAACCGCAUUCAAAGGGUGGUUCAACACCAAGGUUGAGAAUACCGAUGGUACAGUGUCCGCACUACAGGUGCCAGCAUCCUCAACGGACGCAAGUGGCAGCAACGUGAAGGAGGAGGAAUCUCCUGACACAGCUUCCAUCAAACAGGAAGAGACGCAGGAUGAAAACCUGGAAUUGGACGAGGAGAACCUUUUCCUCGGCGAAGACGAUCUCGAGGAUCCGGCAGACGACCGCGACAGCACCUACGAAAGCCCUGUCAGCGGGUCUCCCACCCCACGCGUCAAGCUAGAGCCAUCAGAGGACGCCUUGAUUGACAUUGGCGCCGAAGACAGGAAGCCAGACGUGAAGCCCAAGGUGACAGAUGCGUCGCCACCUGUUGCCGCGUCUGCGCAAGUCGUCAAGAAGGAAGAGGAGGCCGACCAGAAUGCGGGCAUCAAACGGUCACCUUCGGACGACGUCAAUGCAUCGAAUUGGCUCACCAAACAUUCCGAAUCCUCACGUGACGCCAUCUCUGGUCUUCGUCGUCGUGACGGCGGUCGCCUCCUCGUCGUCAUCGGCACCUAUACCAUCGGCAAGGAGCGCAUCGUCAAAGCUGUUGCUCGUGCCAUGAACUCCAAGAUCUUCUGCAUGGACUCUCGCAAGUACCGCGUCUACGCUCAACUCGAAGAUCCCGAGCUCCACUCGCUUCUCACCCGUUCCCCUUCGGCCUCGGUACACGUCGCCAACCUGCACGCUAUCAACGGCGAAGGUCUACGGGACGUUGUUGCUGCUCUCCGCACGCGAGGCUAUGACUUCACUCACGCCGUCGCUUUCCGUCCAACAGGCUGGACAUACAAGCCGUCAGCAGGAAUGGACACCGUCUCUCCGAGUCUCGACAGACUGGUACAAUGGAAUCAAUCCAGGUCUUUCGGGCCACACAACCUCUUUCCGACGCGAGACAGUACGCCGGACUACAUGAUCUACGGCGUGCCUUACUCAGAGCAUUCGAGUUUCUUCGAGCUGACGGCAUUUGCGCUGAGCACGAAGUACGACAGGAUCAUAGCAACGGUUAAUGUGGGGAAUCCGACAAGCAGAGCAAAGAUGGCCAAAUGGUUCGAGAAGUGGAUGCUAGAAAAGAGGCGGAGAGAGAAGAACGGGUUGCGUGAGCUCGAAGCUCGGGCUGUUACAUACUGGUGA